AUGGUCUACUACUUCACAUCCAACGUGGUCUCCCCCUCUGCCUUUAUCUAUGUCGGCAAGGACAAAUUCGAGAAUGAGGAUCUCAUUCAAUUUGGUUUGGACAACGACUUCCACGUCGAUAACUUGUCAAGUGCACACGUCUACGUACGCCUUCGCGAGGGCGAAACGUGGGACAACAUCGCUGAGCCGCUUCUAGAGGACUGUGCCCAGCUCACAAAAGCGAACUCUAUUGAAGGCAACAAGAAGGACAACAUUACUAUUAUCUACACUCCCUGGUCAAAUCUUAAGAAGGACGGAUCGAUGGCUGCCGGCCAGGUCACAUUCCACAAUCACAAGCUGGUCCGCAAGGUCUACGUGAAACAGCGUGAGAACGUUAUCGUCAACCGGCUUAACAAGACCCGGGUUGAGAAGUUUCCGGAUCUUCGAGCCGAGAAGGAGGAGGAUACGAAGAAGAAGCAGCGUAGUGACCGCAAAACACGAGAGGAAGUACGCGCGAAGGAGAAGCAGAAACAGCGAGAGCAUGAGCAGCUGAAGUGGCAGAAGGAUCAUGCGUACGACGAUAUGUUCAGCGAGGAGAACAUGGAGGCUAGCAACAACCAGGAUCGCGACCCUGAUUUCCUUGACGACUUCAUGUGA
Penicillium canescens is the source of this 636-nucleotide messenger RNA. RefSeq lists its product as uncharacterized. Bases 1 to 636 code for a protein of 211 amino acids. NCBI's taxonomy places the organism in Eukaryota, Fungi, Ascomycota, Eurotiomycetes, Eurotiales, Aspergillaceae. The transcript is spliced from 4 exons. The record is from RefSeq and is a predicted model, not a curated record.